This is a messenger RNA of Mercenaria mercenaria, 3952 nucleotides long. Its product is annotated as probable E3 ubiquitin-protein ligase MGRN1. The coding region runs from base 340 to 2298 and encodes 652 amino acids. The transcript is spliced from 14 exons. Gene Ontology annotation, cellular component: cytoplasm. The record is from RefSeq and is a predicted model, not a curated record. NCBI's taxonomy places the organism in Eukaryota, Metazoa, Mollusca, Bivalvia, Venerida, Veneridae. Gene Ontology annotation, biological process: protein ubiquitination. Gene Ontology annotation, molecular function: ubiquitin protein ligase activity.
AUAAAACACUAUCAUCGGUUGUUUGGGUAUCUUAAUGCUAUAUUGGUGUUUCUUCUAUAAUGUUCUUAAGUGACAUAUGCAGAUGUCAUAUUGGAAACAUGCAAAAACGAUGAAAAGCAUAGUUACAUUGACGUCACGGACACCUGUCUAAUUUAAUUUAUCAAUACACAAUAACUGAUGACGUUUACACACGGAAGUGCAUAAUACAGAGAAAAUGGACGAAAGAGAGUGAAAAAAUACAAAACAAUGAUUUUACGCCUGAUCUUUUAAAAUAAAAGUUAAGUUGCCUUUAGGUGUUAACGUUCAAAACAAAUUAACGUAAUAGUCGUUGUGUACAAUAUGGGGGCAUUUUCAAGCACACUUGGACGGAGAAACGGCGAUGUAGAAGUACUGGACAUAACGUCCAACAAUGCCUACAAAUAUCCUCCAAAAUCUGGUAAUUACUUUGGUACCCACUUUAUCAUGGGUGGGGAGAGGUUUGACAUGUCACAGCCAGAGUCUUACUUAUUUGGAGAGAACACAGAUUUAAACUUUCUUGGAUGUAAGCCUGUUCCGUUUCCUUAUCCACCAGCCUCAGGGAAUGAGCCGACAAAAACUCUGAAGAGCCUUGUUAAUAUAAGAAAAGAUACCCUUAGACUUGUCAGGAUUCCAGAAGUAGAAAAAUUGCAGCCUGAUGAGAAGGAUGAAACAUUGAAUAACAAAUACAACUUGGAAUUUACAUUUGAUUGUGACGUGAAAUGCUCAGUCAAGAUUAUGCUUUUCUGUUCAGAGGAAAUUGCUAAUGGACAGAUCAAUUACCAUCCCAGGGAUCCAAGUCUUACUUCAGAAAGUUUUCAUUACAAAAGAGGGGCCACUCAGUUAUUUCAACAGUCUUCAUAUGUAAUAGAUCCAUCUAGAUUCACAGAGGAAGAGCUACAGUAUACACAAGACAAAGAGGAGAUACCAGUUGUUAUACAGUGUAUAGCAGAAGAUGAUGAAAAUUCAAUGCAUGCACACAUGACAUUUGCCCUGAUAGAACGGAGCUCACUAGAUGGAUGCUAUGUCAUUAAGCCGCUUAAACAGAAACAGUUUGUACAUGGACUUUGUUACCUACUACAAGAAAUCUACGGUAUUGAAAACAAGAGCAAUGAAAAAGUCAAGGAUGAAGAUGGAGAUGAAGAUGAUUUAGAAGACAGUGGUGCUGAAUGUGUCAUCUGUAUGUCUGACAUGCGUGACACACUGAUUCUGCCAUGCAGACAUUUAUGUCUGUGUAGCACAUGUGCAGAGUCACUGAGGUACCAGGCCAGUAGUUGCCCUAUAUGUAGGUCGCCAUUCAGAGCAUUGCUUCAGAUAAGGGCGAUGAGACGGAAACAGGCUGUUGCUCUACAACAGCCUGGAGAUCAAACAAUGGAAGAAACAGCAGUCAGUCAGGAAGGUGUUCCCCCUGGAUAUGAAGCUGUCUCUCUCAUAGAAGCUUUGAAUGGCCCCUGUGGAUUACCUCCCUUAAACACGAUGGAAGGGAUCCAUGUACCACCUCCAUCAAGGUUCCAGACAGACACAGAAUCUCGACAUAAAAGAAGAUCUAGCAAAAAACGUGGGCUUCAUGUGGAAACAGUUAAAGAGUUAAUGAUGAGUGAAGAUGAUAAAAAGAUACCGGAAGAUAAAGAUGGGGAACGUACAGACACAUCAGUGAAAACUGAAUCGUCUGUACCCCUUGCUGAACCUGCAAAAUCUCCCGCACAGAAACAGCGAAAUAGAUCUGGCAGAUUGCGGAAGGUUGGAACGGGAGACAACACCUCAUUGCCAAGGUCACCGUCGUCUGAUCAGGAGAAAGAGGAAGAUACGCUUCACAUGGUGAAUGAAGUCAAAAAUAUACCGAGGAGAACAGAUGUGCCAGAGGUAGAAGGUGAUGGUCCUACUGAACUUACUGUUCCUUAUCCACACCUGACCGUUUCAUCAGAAAAUUUAGCAGACGAUGAGCGAGAAGACACGUCAGAAGGAGAAAUUGAGCCAGAUCCAGACUACGAUCUAGAUGAAGAAUGUUGUGCAAUUUCAGAAGAGAGGCUGGACAGUAUUGCGAGUGGCCCUGAGCUGACAGAAACAAUAUCAGACUCGGCAUUUAACCCACCCCCUGACUACGCCACAGUGAUGUGUGAAGACUCGGCAGCAGGUGACACUGAGAUAGACACUGACGACGGUGCAGCAAUUAUACCAAUAAAAUUACAUCUUUCGACAUCCCAACCAAGUAGUACAGACUCUGGGAGCAGCAAUCACAGUUCUCAUGUGCUUUUGCCACAGUCACAUGACCAAGAUCAUUGAAAUCUGAAAUAAACAAUCAAAACUAACUUAUUUAUUAGCCGCAGACUGUUCAUUUGAGAUUUAAACUCGACUAUUUUAAAAAUUUUAAAAGCUUUUGUUCUUACAUUUGCAUAGGUGUCAGCAUAACUUUCCUAUCACAAAAUUUUGUGAGCAGGUUUCUCAGAAUUAAUUUGACUGGAUGCUUCCAUACUCACCAGAAGUGUUUGAGAUGAUCUCAUAGAGUAUGUUUCAUAACACUAGCUAACAUUUUGUCAAAACUAUGCUUCUUUGUAAUGUAAGAUCUUGUGAAAGUUUUACAUGUAAGCAUGUUACUCAGAAAUUACUUGACAAAAUGUUUCAAAUAUUUUGGUAAAAUUAUGCCCCUCUUUCACUUAAAAUUUUGGUGGAAGUUUUGAAUUUAAUCAGGUUUCUUAGGAACUAUGGUACUGAAUCCCUUUAAGUUUGUAUUGUCAGUAGUGAGCUUAUAAAUGUUAACAAUCAGUUUAAGUACUUUGUAAAUUUGGUGGAAUUUAUUUGAUGUUAAACAAAUGUUGGACAAAAUCUGCAGGGAAAAACUUAUGGGCCAAAAAUUUUGUGUAUUUACACAUCACAUUUUUUACACGCAUAGGCAUAAUCUGCUUUAUGUUAUUUUUUUGCAACUUACACGUACAUUUACCUAAAGAGAAAUAUAAACUCAGUUGUAGUAUUACUUUAAUAUGAAUUGAAAACAGAGUGAAACACUGCUUGUUAGAGUGUUAACGGCUUUAGCACCGGGAUCACACACACAAUUCUUUCGGGUCUGACCAUUCUAUGAAUCACUGAAAACCAUGGAAAAGCAUUUUGCUCGUCAGCUUUCAUCCUGGAGUGAAUUGUGUUGAAAUGUUUUGUAUUUUAUUCAUUUUAUUUUGAAAAGUCAGUGUGCCAGUGGAGAAGGAAAUGACAUCUAUUAAAAAAUGACAGGACUUUGAUUAGGGGAUAGGAAUUGCUCCAAUAUUCCACUGUGAAAGAUGGACUGGUUGUGACGACAUAUAAAAGUUGCUGAAAAAUUACAUUAUUUAAGAUUAUAUGUCUUUUAUUUUGAAAUUAUGUUAUAUAAUUGGAAAAGCGUUGCUAGAUAUAAGUGCAUUAUUUGUUUGUUUGUGUAAUGAAAUUAUGAGAUUUCAUUUUCAUGGAAAUGAUGCAUGUUAAAACAGUAUGAUACUGUGCUUAUUGCAUGUUUACCAGGAAUAUAUUAGUAAUAUUCGGAUAUUAACACUUUUGGAAAAACAGCAUGGAAUUGUAGUAGAAUUUAUUCAUUAGUCUUACAGUAACCAUCAUCUAGACUUAUUCCUUCAUUGUUUUUGUUGAGGGGGAUCAGAAGUCCAUGUCUCUAGCUUGACAAUCUGUCAAUCAUCAAACCUUACAUAAGGAUUGAUUUAGUAAGGGGCGGAAAUGGUUAGUUUUUGAAACAGGUACUUCAGAGGUCAAGGUCACUUGGUUAAGAUUUGUGUUGGUUUAAGUAUUAUAGCACCCUUCUCAAUUUUACCUUUAUAACUCAUAACUGGUAUCUUUCAUACCCCACUUCUAACACCUACCUCACUAGCUUGUUAACCCGCCUCACCUAUUAUACAUAAAAAGUCAUUCCUCACACUAACUUAUUUUCUUUCCUAAAUUCCCUCAUACCGACCUCCCCCAC